AUGGAUGAAGCUGCCCCUCCAUCUGAAGCCAUGGCGUCCGUCUCGAUUUCCUCUACAUCUCAGAUGACUGCAGAGGAGAGGUUUAGAAUCGUGAGGAGCAUUGGAGAAGAAUGUAUUCAGGAAGACGAGUUAUUGAAUCUUCUGUCCAAGAAGCCCGAGCCCAUCUGCUACGAUGGCUUUGAGCCAUCAGGCAGAAUGCAUAUUGCGCAGGGCGUUAUGAAGGCAAUUAAUGUGAACAAAUUGACUUCGGCCGGAUGCAAAGUCAAAAUAUGGAUUGCUGAUUGGUUUGCUCAGUUAAACAACAAGAUGGGCGGGGACCUGAAGAAAAUCCAAGUUGUCGGCGAAUAUUUGAUUGAGAUAUGGAAAGCUGUAGGAAUGAAUCUGGACGAUGGUAAGGUAGAGUUUCUCUGGUCUUCCGAGGAGAUCAACUCAAGAGCGCACGAGUACUGGCCCCUUGUAAUGGACAUAGCCAGGCGAAACAAGCUUCCUAGGAUAGUGAGGUGCUGUCAAAUAAUGGGUCGUUCUGAACAAGAUGAGCUGACAGCUGCUCAAAUCUUCUACCCAUGUAUGCAGUGUGCCGAUAUUUUUUUCCUGAAGGCGGACAUCUGUCAGUUGGGCAUGGAUCAACGGAAAGUGAAUAUGCUUGCUAGGGAGUACUGCGCUGAUAUUAAGAGGAAAAAUAAACCUAUCAUUCUGUCUCAUCACAUGCUGCCUGGUCUGCAGCAAGGGCAAGAAAAAAUGUCAAAGAGUGAUCCAACUUCUUCCAUCUUCAUGGAGGAUGAAGAGGCUGAUGUAAAUGUCAAAAUUAAAAAGGCAUACUGCCCUCCGCAAAUUGUAGCUGACAAUCCUUGUCUGGAGUACAUAAAAUACAUAGUUUUGCCUUGGUUUAACGAGUUCAAGGUUGAACGAAGUGCUGAAAAUGGCGGUUCUAUGAUCUACAAAAAUUUUGAAGAGCUGGCGGCUGACUAUGAAAGUGGUAAGCUGCAUCCAGGAGAUCUCAAACCUGCCUUAUCGAAAGCACUGAACACAAUUUUACAGCCGGUACGUGAUCAUUUUAAGAACAAUGACCAUGCUAAGGAGCUGUUGAAAAGAGUAAAGCUCGUCAGUGUAUCUUUUUGUGCUGCAGCAGAACUGCUGAAAAAAUGUCUUGCAAGGCCUAAUUGUGGCCUAAUUGCAAGGCCUAAUUGUGGACAAAGAAAAGGAAACACAUUAUUGUGA
Oldenlandia corymbosa var. corymbosa is the source of this 1218-nucleotide messenger RNA. Lineage: Eukaryota; Viridiplantae; Streptophyta; Magnoliopsida; Gentianales; Rubiaceae. The record is from the annotation of a GenBank genome assembly.